This is a messenger RNA of Zootoca vivipara (common lizard), 6108 nucleotides long. NCBI's taxonomy places the organism in Eukaryota, Metazoa, Chordata, Lepidosauria, Squamata, Lacertidae. The record is from RefSeq and is a predicted model, not a curated record.
CGCGCUCCGCAUCUCGCAUCUGUCAGUCGCUCCUUCGUUGCCGGCGGAACAAGAUGGCGGCUCGGGUUAUGCAAGCUGCGAGAUGUCCCACGGAUGAACUCUCCUUAAGCAACUGUGCGGUGGUCAACGAGAAGGACUUUCAGCCUGGCUUGCAUGUACUUGUGAGGACCUCCCCGAACCACAAAUACAUUUUUACGCUAAGAACUUAUUCCUCUGUUGUCCCAGGCACCAUCGCCUUCAGUUUACCUCAGAGAAAAUGGGCUGGACUUUCUAUCGGGCAAGACAUUGAUGUUUCCGUGUAUAACUUUGAUAAGGCCAAGCAGUGCGUUGGCACGAUGACUAUUGAGAUAGACUUCCUGCAGAAGAAGAGCGUCGACUCCAACCCGUAUGAUUCUGACAAAAUGGCAGCCGAGUUCAUCCAGCAGUUCAACAACCAGGCGUUCUCCGUGGGGCAGCAGCUUGUGUUCAGCUUUAACGACAAGCUUUUUGGCCUCUUGGUCAAGGACAUUGAAGGCAUGGAUCCCAGCAUCCUUAAAGGAGAGCCUGCCACAGGGAAAAAACAGAAGAUCGAAGUUGGUCUUGUUGUUGGCAACAGCCAGGUUGCGUUUGAAAAGGCUGAGAACUCCUCCCUCACUCUCAUUGGCAAAUCCAAAACCAGGGAAAAUCGCCAGUCGAUCAUCAACCCUGACUGGAACUUUGAGAAGAUGGGCAUUGGGGGUCUUGAUAAGGAGUUCUCUGACAUCUUCCGGCGGGCCUUUGCCUCCCGAGUGUUCCCACCUGAGAUUGUGGAGCAGAUGGGCUGCAAGCACGUCAAAGGCAUCCUGUUGUUUGGUCCCCCUGGCUGCGGCAAGACCCUUAUGGCCAGGCAGAUUGGGAAGAUGCUGAAUGCCAGAGAGCCGAAAAUAGUGAACGGGCCGGAAAUCCUCAACAAAUACGUUGGAGAGUCAGAGGCCAACAUUCGCAAGCUCUUUGCAGAUGCAGAAGAAGAACAGAAGAGGCUUGGCGCAAACAGCGGCGUCCACAUCAUCAUCUUUGAUGAAAUCGAUGCCAUAUGCAAGCAACGCGGGAGCAUGGCAGGCAGCACCGGCGUCCACGACACGGUUGUGAACCAGCUGCUGUCAAAAAUCGAUGGGGUCGAGCAGCUAAACAACAUCUUGGUCAUUGGAAUGACCAACAGGCCGGACCUGAUAGAUGAGGCUCUCCUGCGACCUGGGCGACUGGAGGUGAAAAUGGAGAUUGGUUUGCCGGAUGAAAAGGGCCGGCUGCAGAUUCUUAACAUCCACACCUCAAGGAUGCGGACCCACGAUCUGUUGGCUCCAGAUGUUGACAUUUCGGAGCUGGCUGUGGAAACCAAGAACUUCAGUGGCGCUGAGCUUGAGGGUCUGGUCCGCGCAGCACAAUCCACUGCUAUGAACAGACACAUCAAGGCCACCACCAAAGUGGAAGUUGACAUGGAGAACGCAGAGUGCCUGCAGGUGACAAGGGUAGACUUCAUGACUUCUCUGGAGAAUGACAUCAAGCCGGCGUUUGGGACCAAUCAGGAGGAUUAUGCAAGCUACAUCAUGAACGGCAUCAUGAAAUGGGGUGACCCUGUCACUCGGGUGCUGGAGGACGGGGAGCUUCUUGUUCAACAGGCCAAAAACAGUGACCGUACCCCGUUGGUCAGCGUCCUUUUGGAAGGUCCCCCACACAGCGGAAAGACGGCCUUGGCUGCAAAGAUUUCAGAAGAAUCUAACUUCCCAUUUAUCAAGAUCUGCUCUCCAGAUAAGAUGAUCGGCUUUUCAGAAACUGCCAAAUGCCACGCGAUGAAGAAGAUCUUUGAGGAUGCUUACAAGUCUCAGCUCAGCUGCGUGGUGGUGGAUGACAUUGAAAGACUCCUAGAUUACGUCCCGAUCGGCCCACGGUUCUCCAACCUGGUGUUGCAGGCUCUUCUGGUGUUGCUGAAGAAAGCGCCCCCUCAUAUCUACAAUAUCCAGGACAUCUCGAAUGGCAGCAAUAACGUUCAGUAGCCAGGCGUCAUUCCCGAUCGGAGAAAGGUGAACGCCAUCAUCGCGAUAAAGGGCUGCUUCACUUCGUUUUAAGGUGGGAUGCUGUAUAACCCGGCCAUUCAAGGAUAACACUCUGCGGGCCACGACUGAGUUCAAAAGCCUCCUGGAUUUGUUCAAGGCUUUGGGGCACCGGCCAUCACGCCAACAGCGCCUUUCCAGCAAAGAGGACCACAGUAACGUCAUCCGCGGGAAGCUCUCCCUCAUAACGUCAAAAUCUUUGAAUAUAUGUUUCCUCAAAUCGACCGCGUUGCGAUAAGCCAGGUCGUUUUCACCGAGUUGCACAAUCAGGACAUCUGGGGGACCAAGUGAAGCAGCCCGAGCCUGGAUGAUCGGCAGCAACUCGAUCCAGCGCAUACCCCUUCUGGAUAUCCAGGAAACCUCCACAUUUUCUGGGAGGCCGAGCCCGCAUCCCAGACCAACUUCGAUUGCUCUUCUCUGGGCCCAGUGCACUAUGCUGUGCCCCGCUAUCCAAACCCGGAUGAAAUGGUAACCUGAAACAUAAAGAUGAAAAGUCGGAUCAGCACUGCCAGCAGAGUCACCAGAGUCAACCUACGUACGAAUGUACCUUUUGUAAGCAUUCGACUUCCAUCUCCCUAUCUCCUGGAUCCUUUCCGAUGACAAGCCUAGGUGCAUAGCGGAAGUGGCAGCGCCAAUUCUAAAGGAGUGGGCAGAAAAUUCGGUGGGGUUGUACCCGCAAGCCGCAAUGGCUUUGCGAAGUACCCUGGUAAACUGUUGACGAGUGAGCCGAGCACCCUCAUGGUGAAUGAGUAACGGGCCAGGACCCGGCGGACGGAGAUAAAGAUACCGUCUAGUGUCCUUCACUGGACAAGGACCAGAGGCGGCUGUUGCCGGGAGGCGAAUGCUAGCGCCUCUCCCCCUCUGGUCCGUCUUUGAGUGGCGGACGUGCACAAUAACUUGGGUUUCGGACAGUGAUAGAUCCUGCAAUAAUAGACCCCGGGUGACACCAUCGGGGUGGUCCUCACACACCACUUCCCCGACCCUAAGGGCCCCGAAGUAAGCUAUCGAAAAGGCUGCGGAAAACAGUCGUGCUUCAAACUUGGACCAACAAAGAGUUCUCAAUUGCCUGUGGAUUUGGGUAAGCAUCUCAAAUGUGAUGGGCCGCCUGGAAUCGGCAACGGGGGGCUGCAGCCUACGCCAGCCUUCCAUUGCUCUACGCAAAUGGAAGUUGUCGCACGGGUCGGUGAGAUAAAGAGAUUUCGAGAAAAAGGUGAUAGCUGCAGUGUGGGUGCCAAGAGUCUUGGCGGCGCGACCCAGCCCUCUGAGGUAUACCACGUAUUGCAUAACCUCCUCGGGGGUUGGUGGACUCUCGAGGCGCACACCAGCGCCCUUCUGCCGGAAGGCGAGGAAGUCCGCCCAAGCCCGUUUAUAGGAGCUGAGGGUGGCGGGGGCCACGGAAGCAAAUACUCCCUUUAGGAUCUCCCGUUUCCAAGGUUCCAUAGGUGUUCCGGGAACCUCUCUGGACACUGCUGCGCAUCUGGUGCUAAUGAGCGGAAGCGGUCCAUCUGGAAACGAGACAAAGCAUCUGCGAUAUUAUUAUUCUGCCCCGGCACGAAUUUGGCUGAGAAGUGCAUAUUUAACUCGAGACUGCGCAGCACAAAAUGACGUAGGAGGGCUGACACCCUCUCCGACCGCGACGAUUGCCUGGUAAGCACACUGACUACCGCUUGAUUGUCCGUGUUGAAGCAGACUCUUCGGUUCCUGAAGUCGUCCGACCAAAGAUGCACUGCUACCACUAUGGGAAAGAAUUCUAGAAAUGUUAAAUCCCGAGUAAUGUCUGUGUUUUUCCAACUGGGAGGCCAAGGUUCCGCACACCAUCUCCCUCUGAAAUAUACCCCGAAACCCAAUGCGCCCGCUGCGUCAGAAUGAAUCUGAAAGUCCGAAUAUAGAGUAAUGUUAUCCUGCCAUAAAGAUACACCAUUGUAGUGCUCUAAAAAGGAUAGCCAGUUCACCAGGUCCGCUUUCACUCCUUUAGGUAAGCGAGCCCUAUGAAACGGUCGGGUUAGUCCUACAGUGAGCCUGGCAACCCUCAGGCAAAAGGGGCGUCCAGGUGAGAUUACUCUACAAGCGAAAUUAAGGUGCCCUAGUAGCGAUUGAAUUUGCCUCAAGGUGACUUUUUUGCGGGGGAUAAGCUGUCUAAUCAAUUCCCUAAGGGCUGUGAGUUUUUCAGCCGGCAAACGCGAGGUUUGGGCUACCGUAUCCAAUUCAAUGCCUAAAUACGUCAAACGAGACACAGGUCCUUCAGUUUUUUCAGCUGCUAGCGGCACCCCCAGUUCACUUGUAAGGGCAGCAAAGGCCUCCAUGAGGUCUGCGCAAUCAGUACUGUGUGCUCCCCCCACGAAAAGGAAGUCAUCCAGGUAGUGUGUGACACCCGAUAGACCAGUCCUAGCACGAAGGGCCCAGUCCAGGAAUGUGCUAAAUGUUUCAAAGGCCGAACAAGCGACGGAACAUCCCAUGGGCAUAGCUUUGUCGAUGAAAUAAGCGCCCUCGAACCUAAAACCCAACCAUUUGUAGUCGUGGGGGUGUACAGGAAGGAGGCGGAAGGCCGAUUCGAUAUCGCACUUCGCCAUCAUGGCCCCUUUGCCGAACUGGCGAACCAGCUUCACAGCGUGGUCAAAGGAGGCGUAUUUUACCGUACAAAGCUCUUGCGGGAUACCGUCAUUAACUGAGCUACCCCUAGGGUGAGAGAGAUUAUGAAUCAACCUGAAUUCUCCCGGGGCCUUUUUAGGAACUAUGCCCAGCGGGGAAAUGUGAAGGUUAGCUAUAGGUGGAGUUAAAAAUGGGCCCGCGACCCGGCCCGCCGAUAGUUCUUUAUUUAUUUUCUUGAUGGCUAUGUCGGGUCGCUCCCUAACUGACUUUUGAUUUGGUGGGUCAGUUGUGGAAGGCGGGAUCUGGACAGGGAUGCGAAACCCUAAAGAGAAACCCUCCUCAAGGUACACUGCCGCAGAUCUGUUAGGGUAUAGGGCUAGCAAUUUUUUUAAGGGAUUUAAUUUAACUGGGGAGUAGGCCUUGACUAAAGAACAGUUAGAAUCUAUUCUGACCUGAGGUUGCCCCGUGGGAGGCACCGGGGGGGUAUCUGGGGCCCUGGUGAGAAUUGCCCCUGGCCCCCCGAAAGGACUGUUUCCCCUUGAAGCAGGAUACCCCCGGAUGCUGACCCAAGCACUUCUCACACUCGUGAGUAUAUUUGCAGUUGGGCCUCUGGCAUAGUCCUUUAUUGAACUCCCAACAGACCCUACGCCGCGGGUCUUUUUUGGGCUCAAACCUGCCUGCUUUCGGGGGGUCAGUUUGUUUCUUCUCCACAUACGGCACUACAUGGUUACUCCAGUAGUGUUGGUGUCGUUGGUCCCAACGCGUUUUUGGGUUUUUUGAAGCAUUCCUGCGGAAGUCUUCGUCGUAGUUCAAAGCUGCCGUCUCCCCUGCCAUCUUGUGAGCCAACCUAACGUCGGCCAUGUAUGCAAACAGGUGCACCGCUCGCUUUGGGUAAGCCGCCGAGAUCACGGCCGCCCAAAUGUGUAUGCCCUCUAGCCAAUUCUCGAAAGUGCGGUCGGCACGAGGCGUCCUAUAUCGCCGACCCCUGUAAUCCCGGCGCUUCUCCCCUUUCCCCAUCAUCUGAGUCAGAGGAAGAAUGGUGAACACAUCGAUAUAGUCCCCAUUUAAAAAUUUUUCCCUCUUUUUGUCUGACAGAUGAGAACCCAAAAGGAUAUCUGUGUCCGAGUUCGUGGCGUACUUUUCGUCGGGAAUUAACGCACCGUCGCGCCACUCCAGUGUACCCCUAAAUGACUUGCGAUGGGAGCUGGCCCUCCUUUUAUGCACCCAGAGGGGGAAACCCAUCUGGUCUUCCCCCACACCCCAAUAAUCCUCCAUAGGGAUUUCGCAUUCCGAAUCCGAGGACGUACCUGUGUCGUCAUCCGAAUCGUCUCUUCUGCUCCUCUUACGUUUCUCCGACUUUUUCUUCGCCUUUCCUCCAUGGCGUCGGUCAUCUCCGUCCCGCGACUCCGCGACUCCGCCAGACGCGCGCCCCGCCGCCUCGUCAUCCGUGGUC